AUGGGCGACUGUCCCUGGCUCAACCGCCCCCUCCAUCCAUCCUACGACAGCCGGAAGGCCCGCCGGGUCGAGGCAUGGACACACGAUAUCGAGCGGAGCGACACUCCACCAGAGUCAGUCGUGAGCCUACCUCAAGCGAGUCUAAUAAGCGACGCGACAUUCACAACCUUCGGAGCGGGUGACCGAAGACCUAUGCCGGAGGGUCAUUGGCCGGAGUGGUUCGAGGGGCCUCAUUUGGGGAGUUGGGAUGCGGAGAGGGACGGACUGGGCACAGCUCCACGGAAUGGGGAGGAGGUUGGGGGGAGGAGGAGGUCGGAGGGAAGCGGUGGACGCAGAUGGACAGAAAAUAGGCGUAGAGUGAAAGUGGAACAGGGAGAUCUGCGCUGCGACAAGACACUGCCCUCGCUUCCCCCACCUACACACUCCCAAAGGACAGUGACACAACCACUUCCAACGCCAGAACUCACAAUCGCCGGGACGCAGACGACCUCAAGACCGUCUUUCAUUCGUACCCAGUCACAGCCAUUGUCACAACCACAGUCCCAGCCGAUGGGGGACCGACUGGCACCGCCGCAAUUGGGACCCUGGCGACACUCAGAUACGCAAGUCAAGGAAGUGGUAUACCUCAAGCCGACACGGAACUCGCUCGCUCUGAGGCCCGCUUCGUUCGUUAUGCAGCCAAAUCCGCCCCUCGACAGCCAGCCAAAGUCACCUGAGCGCACUUCGCUCAAGCCACUGGAGCAGAAACCACUCUCGCUCAGGACGGGUUCACAGAAUGUUAAGCCGAAGGAAGCCAAGCCCAAGUCCCUCCGGACAUCGUCGCAGCGACCAACGUCCCUCAAGCCCAGCUCAAUCCAGACUGUGCCCAUUAUGGAGAAACGCAAACCCAUCUCGCUCCGAUCAGAGGAUCUCGUUGCCAUUCCUGGCUCGAGACCCUCUAGACCCAAACCUACCCGCGCCCUCCGACCUGACCCCAUCCCAAAGUCGGAGAGAAAGGCUCGGCCCUCGUCCAUGUUUCUCCACAAUUCCGACCCCUUUGCGGACUCCAGUUCUCCGCCGGAACCACCAACUGCUACCGUUUCCGCCCGUCCUGCGAGAAAGACGCGAGCAGGGGCACCAAGAGUUUUGGACGAAGAGGAAACCAAACUCGAGCAUAUCAGUAAACUCAUGGCCGAGCUCGAGGUCGAGAGUAGUAGCGAUGAGGAGGAGAUUCGGCGGUUGUUCGACGAGUUUAGGCGUGUCCGGCGGGAGAGGAGGGGGGUCCAGCCGGCGUAG
Trichosporon asahii var. asahii CBS 2479 is the source of this 1275-nucleotide messenger RNA. RefSeq lists its product as uncharacterized. The transcript has a single exon. The coding region runs from base 1 to 1275 and encodes 424 amino acids. NCBI's taxonomy places the organism in Eukaryota, Fungi, Basidiomycota, Tremellomycetes, Trichosporonales, Trichosporonaceae. The record is from RefSeq and is a predicted model, not a curated record.